CGCUGAACGCGCCUCUUUGUGUGAGGCACGUGUGGAUGUUGUUCACGCGGACUGGCAAGCACGGGGAAGCGGCUCCUUGCAGUCGUUGAUGUCUUCCAUCCAAAGUAGGGCAUGCACAACACGUUGUGGACCAUGUGUGAAAAAUACCUUUGGUCAGUUUUAGAUGUUAGUGGCUCAGAGGUCCUCUUGUGCUGUUUGUGCCAUGUGUGGAUGCUGCUAAGGAAGGGCAGAAUUCAGAAGUGAUCCUCUUUUAAAGUUUAAAAAUCUCUGCCUGUGAUCCUCUCAUGUUCCAUCCUGUUGAAUAGAAACUGCGAGAGAAACAGAAGAUUGAGGGUGGAUUUAUGAAGGAAGACAUUGAGGGAUCUGCUGAAGAUGAGGCGACUGAAUCGGAAGAAGACCUUGAAUUUAGUGAAAGAGUUAGAUGCCUUUCCCAAAGUUCCUGAAAGCUACAUAGAGACCUCAGCAAGUGGAGGAACAGUUUCUCUCAUAGCAUUUACAACCAUGGCACUCUUAACCAUAAUGGAGUUUACGGUAUAUCGAGAUACCUGGAUGAAAUACGAAUAUGAAGUAGAUAAAGAUUUUACUAGUAAAUUAAGAAUCAAUAUAGACAUUACUGUUGCAAUGAAGUGCCAAUAUAUUGGCGCUGAUGUGCUGGAUUUGGCAGAAACAAUGGUUGCCUCUGCAGAUGGGUUAGUUUAUGAACCAGUAAUAUUUGAACUCAGUCCCUUGCAAAGAGAAUGGCAAAGGAUGCUGCAGAUGAUUCAGAGCAGACUGCAGGAAGAACAUUCGCUUCAAGACAUCAUCUUUAAAAGUGCUUUUAAAAGUGCUUCAACAGCGCUGCCACCAAGGGAGGACGGCUCGGUGCAGCCUCCAGAUGCGUGCAGAAUUCACGGGCACCUGUACGUUAACAAAGUCGCAGGGAACUUUCACAUAACUGUGGGCAAGGCAAUUCCUCAUCCAAGAGGCCACGCACAUUUGGCUGCCCUUGUGAGCCAUGAAUCAUACAACUUUUCCCACAGGAUAGAUCACUUGUCUUUUGGAGAGCUUAUUCCAGGGAUUAUUAAUCCUUUAGAUGGUACUGAAAAGAUUGCAUCAGAUCACAAUCAGAUGUUCCAGUACUUUAUCACAGUUGUGCCAACAAAACUUCACACACACAAAAUCUCAGCAGAAACACAUCAGUUUUCAGUGACAGAAAGGGAAAGAGUAAUUAACCAUGCAGCUGGGAGUCAUGGAGUGUCUGGGAUUUUCAUGAAAUAUGACAUCAGUUCCCUUAUGGUGACAGUGACUGAAGAACAUAUGCCCUUCUGGCAGUUUUUAGUGAGACUUUGCGGUAUCGUUGGAGGAAUCUUUUCUACUACAGGAAUUAUACAUGGCAUGGGAAGAUUUAUUGUGGAAAUUAUCUGCUGCCGUUUCAGAUUGGGAUCAUCAAAAUCUACGUCUGUCACACUUCAAGAUGGCCACCAGAACAACCAUGUACCUCUUAUGACAGAUGAUGCUAUGCAUUAGCACCUUCUUCAAAAACUGUUUUCCUUUAAGUCCAGUGGAGAAGACAUUUUUAUAACAAAACAUUGUGCAAUAUGUUAAGACAGUGCUGAUGGGCAGUGCAAAAAAAAAAAAAAAAUCAAGCCUUUUAAAAAAAACAAAAAACAAAUCCUAUUUGUGUGACUUGUCUAUGCUUUUUAAAAAUACAGAAAAAGGCUAAGAAGUUCUAUGAGAGCACUCUUACUUCUUGAAUCAGCAGGACCACUGUUUGGAUAUGACUGUAGUUCACAGUCGAAUUAAACUGUUUCACAGAAUGGACCACUGAAAUAUCAGGUAGCAUUCUGAGUGUUACAGGCUCCCACAGAAAUUAAUGCACGAAGGAAUGAAGUUGGAGGGAUAUGUAAGCAGGAAAACUUGCAGGACCAGCUUAGGACCAGAAGUUUCCUUGUCAUGGAAUAUAAGAUGUAUUUAUUUCUUUUCCUUUUACAUAUGUGAGCAUGUAAGUGCUAGAAAAAGAAUGUGGAAAUCCGGGAAAUGGAAAAAGGAUGCACAGAAAAUGAAAGCAGGCUAAAAUGUGCUACUGGAAACAUAGUUUGGAUGCAACUUUGUGCAUUAGCUGUUGGUUGUUUUAAACAAAUGUGGAAAAAAACCAGUUCUGGCAUGUAGCUUUUGUUUUUAAAGAGGUCUUGUCUCUUCUAGAAAGAGAGUGGACAGAGCACAGGGUCAUGUUGUAUGCAGGUAAUUUCAUGAAUUUUCUAUCAAUGUGGUAGUUGCAGCCCCUGGAGGCUCCUGAGGGCCAACAGCACAAGGAGCUGCUGGUGGUUGUUUACACCUGGGAAAUACAGCCAGGCUAGUGCACUGAACCCCAUGAGAAUGUAUAGGGAAGAGUAGACACAGGUGUCAAAUGUGUGUGCAUUUUAAUUUUCUGUAAGAUUUCACAAGCCAUAAUGGCAAAUAGAUCAGCUCUCCAUGUUGGAACAUCUCACCAUGGGUAGCCAGCCAUGAAGGGUUCUUGUGCCAUCUGAACUUGAUGGUAUGGGUUCAGCAGGGUGGCUUAUUUUUCACAAACACAUCACCCUGAGAAUCCAUGGCUUGUUUUAAAGUGCUGUUCUGCCAUAUGUCUUUGUCCAAAACCAUCUAUGUCCCAAUCAAAAAUCCAUUAGCUGUUGAAAUUAAUUUUCUGCAAAAAAGGGGAUGAUAUGUGCCUUUGAAUUCCCCAAGCACCUUGAGUUUCAAGAUAAAGUGCAGAAAGUGUUACCACUUGUCUACCAAGUGUUGGCAGACAAGGCCAAAAAGAAAAAGAAAAAAGAGGAAUUUGCUGGAAAAGGGGUAAAUCUCAGCUCCCCCUUUUGUAAGCAAAGGUCACUUGCACACUUGCUUUUCCUUGACAGCUUGGCUUUUGAUCGCUAUCAAGAAAAAGCCAAAUGCUGAAAAUCCCCUAUUUGGGUACAAUAACCAGGCUUGGUACCUGACAACCCAUCAGUGUCAAAGUGGGUUGCUGAUGUCAAACUGUAGAGUGAGGGUAGAUCACUGAAAAUCAGGCCAUCAGUCCUUCUUGGGGUAAUGAAUUCUGAAAAUGAUUAUGGUCUACAACCCCUUGCAGGCUGGGGCAUAAUGGGAAUUGUUAGUCAUUUUUCUGUUUGAACAUGCAUAGGAUUGCAAUUAAAGUGCAGUCUUUUGUUUGUA
Messenger RNA from Varanus komodoensis (Komodo dragon), 3168 nucleotides. RefSeq names its product ERGIC and golgi 2 (gene ERGIC2). Gene Ontology annotation, biological process: retrograde vesicle-mediated transport, Golgi to endoplasmic reticulum; endoplasmic reticulum to Golgi vesicle-mediated transport. Gene Ontology annotation, cellular component: endoplasmic reticulum; COPII-coated ER to Golgi transport vesicle; membrane. The record is from RefSeq and is a predicted model, not a curated record. NCBI's taxonomy places the organism in Eukaryota, Metazoa, Chordata, Lepidosauria, Squamata, Varanidae. The transcript has 15 exons. The coding region runs from base 373 to 1506 and encodes 377 amino acids.